AUGGAACCCAACAUCUUGACAGCCAUCAUAGCCACAAGCAUUGCUGUUCUCCUGCUUGCCAACCAAUUCCAGAAAGGCCAACCAUACUACAGCAAUGGUGGCCGCGCAACAUAUGUCAAAUUUGUAUUGCUAUCCGCCCAGGACAAGCUCUUCCACAAAAUAACUUUGAUGAUGCACCCCACAUUUGAUGCACUGGUUGAACUUCUCAGAGACACCCCCAUGCGCGAGACGGCCGUGAGAUUCCGGAGAGGAUUGUUUACUGUCAACAGGUACUUCACUGAAGUUUUGGAGGCUCUGUUUAUACUGUACCCCAAGUAUGUCAAGCUUGAUCCUCAGACCUGCGCUCAACCUUCCGACCUUAAAGACGACCCCAAGUAUAAAGCGUUCAAAAAUGCUGUCGGCGCGGUUGAUGGGGUGCUUAUAAUGCUCGAGUCCCCGCAAAUGAACAGCCAUCCUGGAGAUGCCGCAAGGGCUGGAUGGGAGGGCAGCACACACAAUUCCCGAGUGUACAUGGAUGCCUAUUCAAAAGGGCUGGCACUCCCAGGUAACAAGUACCCAACGCGGAAUAUGGCCUUCAAAAAGGUCAAACUGAAGAAACAGGUGCAGCUUGUCUACAGUCUAUGCAUGUUAUGGAACUUCAUUUGCAAACAUGAAGAAUUUGAUCCAUUUGAAGAUCAAGUUGACCCGGAUGAAGUUCCAAGUGCCAACUCAAACUCCCCUUUGUCUCAGACUGCCAAAUGUGAUUCAACCCCCCACCGCACCAAUACUCAAGAGACGACGGCAAUGAAACUGCAACAACACCACAUUGCCACUAAGUUAUGGGACCAGUACGUUUCAUACAACUCAAGGGAUGCAUAA
This is a messenger RNA of Puccinia graminis f. sp. tritici CRL 75-36-700-3, 858 nucleotides long. RefSeq lists its product as uncharacterized. The coding region runs from base 1 to 858 and encodes 285 amino acids. The transcript has 4 exons. NCBI's taxonomy places the organism in Eukaryota, Fungi, Basidiomycota, Pucciniomycetes, Pucciniales, Pucciniaceae. The record is from RefSeq and is a predicted model, not a curated record.